CGUAUUAAGCAUGCCCGUGGAGUGUAGCAGGGCUAACGCGCUCUGAAACAAAAUGAUCAAACACGUCUUUUUGACAGGACCUCCUGGUGUGGGCAAAACCACACUAGUACAGAAGGUGUGUGAUGCUAUGAAAUCUGCGGAGGUGACCAUACAUGGCUUUUACACCGAAGAAGUCAGGGCCGGAGGAAGGCGAAUUGGGUUCGACGUCGUCACUGUCUCGGGAGAGCGAGCACACCUGUCGAGAGUCGGAAAUGAUUCUGGUGCUUCAGCUGGAAGACGAGAGUACAGAGUUGGGCAGUAUGUGGUCGACCUGCCAUCCUUUGAAAACCUGGCUCUCCCUCUCUUCAGACAAGUUGGUGGUGGCUCUGCAGAUGACAGGCGGGUGUUCGUUAUCGAUGAGAUCGGGAAGAUGGAGCUCUUCAGCCAGGCUUUCAUACGUGCUGUGAGGCAGACUCUGGAUUGCAGUAACUGCUCCAUCCUUGGUACCAUCCCCAUUCCCAAGGGCAAACCACUUGGCCUGGUCGAGGAGGUGCGGGGGAGGGCAGAUGUAAAGGUCUUCAUGAUUUCAAAGGAGAACAGAAAUACCAUUUUGCAAGAGAUUGUGGCAACACUACAGCAGUGUCUUAAGCAAGGAUCUUAACACCAGACAAAUGGACUGAAUCAUAUGAGGAGAUGUUAUGAACUUUGUUUGCAUUGGGAGUAUUUUUUUUUCUUUACUAAAAUUUUAAUAUAAUUUAAAUAUAUUUAUGUAAAACUAAGAAGAACCUAAGACAAAUUAUUAUUCUCAACCCUAUAAUUUAGGUUAUUUGAUGCAGAGUGUCAAAUGCAAAAAAAAAAAAUGUAUGCAUGGAUGCAAUUAAGUGAUUUCUUUUUUUUGCUUUCUCGUAUAUGGAUUCUGACAUGAAUAAUUGAUUGAGACAGCGAAGAUUGGCAUCUGGACUAUUUUUUGUUGUUGUUGAUGGAGACCUUUGCCUUUUCUGUUCUCAAUAGGGGGAGGGUAGAGUGCAUACAGUUGAGUCUAGGCAGUAUCUUCACCCUCAAACUGAGUUGAGUGGUGGUAUAUAAAGUAUAGUUUUUCAGUUUGGAGUAUUUGCUUUUAAUGUCGGACCCUGUGGAGGCCUCAUUGUUUCUUGUUAGAAUCAAGAGUGUGCUUGCACAAUUAGGGAAGAUAAAUAAAUUAAUGAAUACAUUAAUAUUUUAACAGACAA
This is a messenger RNA of Sardina pilchardus (European sardine), 1208 nucleotides long. It is a transcript of the gene ntpcr, whose product is annotated as nucleoside-triphosphatase, cancer-related. The transcript has 5 exons. Bases 53 to 640 code for a protein of 195 amino acids. NCBI's taxonomy places the organism in Eukaryota, Metazoa, Chordata, Actinopteri, Clupeiformes, Clupeidae. Gene Ontology annotation, molecular function: ATP hydrolysis activity. The record is from RefSeq and is a predicted model, not a curated record.